Messenger RNA from Micropterus dolomieu (smallmouth bass), 739 nucleotides. RefSeq names its product E3 SUMO-protein ligase PIAS2-like. Lineage: Eukaryota; Metazoa; Chordata; Actinopteri; Centrarchiformes; Centrarchidae. Gene Ontology annotation, molecular function: transcription coregulator activity; zinc ion binding; SUMO ligase activity. Gene Ontology annotation, biological process: regulation of transcription by RNA polymerase II; protein sumoylation. The record is from RefSeq and is a predicted model, not a curated record.
UUUAUUCUUGGAGAUCCUGAAUGACUGCUCAGAUGUGGAUGAAAUCAAGUUCCAGGAGGAUGGAACCUGGUGUCCCAUGAGACCAAAGAAAGAGGCUGUCAAGGUCCCCUCUCACUCAAUUCCAAAAAUUGAGACCUUAGCUCCUUUGCGCCAGUCUUCAGUGGUCCCCCAUUCCACUGAGCCCAGCUCCACAAAGAAGGCUGAUGUGAUUGAUCUGACUCUGGAAAGCUCUUCUUCCUCGUCUGAUGAAGACGACACAGACCCUCCACUGAAGAAACGCUGCGUUUACAUUUCCAAGAACGAGGAGAUGCAUGCGAAGGGAGUGUUGACCUACCAGCCAUCUGUGCGCAUGCCAAACGCCCAGGCCCUGGACCCAUCAUAUCUGACUGCUACGCUUGCUGACUAUGCAGUCCCCUUCCACCCAUCCACACUGGCCACCAUCCCCACAGACAUGCAGAGUCUGGAUUUGUUUUCCUUAAUUCAAGCAGAUCCUCAGAAUGGGGCCUUCCCUAGAGACUGUGGUAGCGACCAGUGGUCCAGGGCGGUUUUGCUCAUUAGGGCAAUCGGGCAACGAACCACCAAACCGGGAAAGACAGUCAACAAACCGAGCGGCGACAGUUCACCGUCCCCACAGCCCAGCACCAGCCCCGGCGCUGAUCUGCGUGUUGCUGCAUCAACCAACGAGCGGUACCUCUAUCUGAGCCCGACGACCGGACCACUAACCUGUUUUCAGCGGUGA